This is a messenger RNA of Blepharisma stoltei, 702 nucleotides long. The record is from the annotation of a GenBank genome assembly. Lineage: Eukaryota; Ciliophora; Heterotrichea; Heterotrichida; Blepharismidae.
AUGAUACGAAGUUUACUAAUCUGCUCGUUAAUUUCCUUAUCCCUAUCAAGCACUCCUCAACAAUUUAUCACUGCACCAGACCUGGAAGCAACAGUAUUUUUUGAAGGCGAAUGCCCACCAGAAGGCUGCCCUGAAAAUAACGUAUGCAACUGUGAUGAAUCAAUGCUAGGCGACGGAAUAUGCCAAUGGGAAUGCGUAAAUUUUGCUUGCAACUGAGACCAUGGAGACUGCUGCGAAAAUUGGAUGCUAUAUAAUGAUUUUUGUGAUGCUGCUUGCUACCUUGAAAAAUUCAAAUGGGACCAAGGCGCUUGCAAAAAACCAUUAGGCAAGUGCAAAUGCUCUUGGAAUGAUAUCGGUAAUGGUUUCUGCAACUGGCAUUGCAGCGACCAUAUAGAAUGUCUCAUGGAAGGAGGUGACUGUUGCUUUUACUUUGAAGUGGGAGAUGGACGUUGUGAAGAGUACUGCUAUAACAUAGAAAAUAACUGGGAUGGAGGAGACUGUUUCAAGAACCCUCCAAAAGAUUGUCCUUGCUAUGAAAAAGGCUUGCUGGGGGAUGGAGUUUGUAACAAAGAAUGUGACACUGAAGAAUGCGUCCACGAUUUUGGGGACUGCUGUGACGAAAAACUAUUGGGAAAUGGAGUUUGUGAUGAAUCUUGUAACACUGAAGUUCUGGACUUUGAUGGAGGAGACUGCCUUAAUUAA